Molecule: messenger RNA, 3621 nt
Organism: Pochonia chlamydosporia 170
Lineage: Eukaryota; Fungi; Ascomycota; Sordariomycetes; Hypocreales; Clavicipitaceae
Exons: 2
Coding region: 1-3621 (1206 amino acids)
Source: RefSeq, a predicted model, not a curated record
AUGGCCUCGCCCCGCGAUCCAGCACGGCUUCGCCAGGGCCUCAAUCCGCUCACGACGAACUCGCUAAGUACUUACGGCAACCAUGCCAACUCGCCCAUUUCUGCCGUUUCGAUGGCCUCUUCCCACAUACAAUCGGCGCAGACACCUGGCAGUGCGAUUCAACCAUAUAAUCCUCAGGAAUGGGUUCCGUCGCCAGCACAGAUGCCCGAUAGGUCUCACCAGUUCCCGGCGGAGGGGGGGCAAGCGUCAGCAGUCCCUCCUCCCCCAUACAGUCCUCCUCGAAGCCGACAACAGCGACCGAUGAGUACCGCCUUUGAGCACACCACUGCCCUGGGUUCAACACCACCGCCUCCCAGCAGAAUGACAAUGUCUCCUCUCCAUCGUCCUUCUCCAGAACCCCCCGUUAAUCCGUCAUUUCCUCCGCCACCUGGGGCAGGAGGAAGAGGAAAUUCAAGAGAGCGUCGCUUUGGAUUACCAUCUCUCGGUCGCCGAAAGGACCAUGAGCAACCACAGGCCACUUCGCCGGAUCCUCAAACAAGUGCCUCGCAUCUGAGAAGAAGUCUGGGGCCUGCAAUGCUCCAACAAGAACCUGAACGCAUUGUAGCUCCUAUGCCGAGUGUCGUUCCCAUCAUAGGACCACCAGCAGCUCGUAGAGCUGCUUCGACUGGUGCCAUUGACACACCCACAUCUCAACGUUCACGGUCAACGUCGCAAACAAGGUGGGAGCCUGGCAUGCCGUUGCCUCCGCCGCCGCCAGGUCCUCCGCCGUCGUCGUCAAGAUCACAAAGCGUUCAAAGCAUAGAUCGAUCCAGCGUUCCAAUUAUUUCACCUCCAACGAGGCGACCGCCGCCGAGCGGCGUAACAUCACUCGGACCAGUUCCACCAACACCCGCAGACUGGGUCGAUACUGAGGCAGAACGUGGCCAGUCUGGCCAACCCAGUCGAGCUGGUCGUGGGCGUUCUCCUGGUCUGGUGAUUGAUACUACGACUGCAGCUAAUGCUCCCGAUGUGCCAGAACCGUUGGGGUCGUCAAAUAGCACAGGUGGCUUGAAUAGGGCCAGAGCGGUGCGACAUGAUAAAACAAUCCUCCAAAGAAGAGCUGAAAGCCGAAGCCGCCACACAUCACACGGCUCCAUCGAUGCCAUUACACAGCCGCAUAAUAUUUCGGAUAUUGUUGUUCCCUCGAGCUCCGGUGGUCUCAUGCAAAGGUUGAUGGGCGGGAAAUCAACACCUCGUAGUGCCGGUAGAAGGGAUGGUGAGUUGCCUCGAACUGGCGACUCCCUGACGCUUCAAGAUUCUCGAAACUCAACCCCUCGUGCUCCAGGAUCUGCUCAGCUUGAAGCAGCAACACCCCCUUUUUCUCCAUACCAAGGCAAAUCGGUGCAAACGCCCGCAACCGCCCCAGCAGCGGCCCCAAAGGCUCUACCAACUCCACCGCCGCAAACACGAUCAGCUUCCGGAUCACGCCCCCGGGAUUCAUCCCGCCCUCCAAUGUCGGCAUUGACGCCGAUUUCAAAGCACAUGGUAAUCGGUCAGACUGCCGAGCAGUUUGCUGCGGCUACAGUCGAGAGGUUUCGGGCAUUCGCAGCCAAGGAAUCGACCGCCGCGUCGGAUGCGGAUCGAGUUCGCAUGUUUGCUGAUUUCAUUGUAAACGAAUCUAGAAUUCGGAGGGAGCGAUAUUCAUCAGCUAUUGGAGCUAUGGGAUCAGAAAUUUUUGACCUCACUCGCGACUUGUUCCGUCCAAUGGCGUCGUCGUCCAGGAGAGAAUCCGGAGCGUCCCAGGAUGAAUGGACGCCAGCAUCUACAGAUCCAAAUUAUUCCCAAAGAGACUCAACAGGAUCCAUCGUCAGGGGUGAAGGGCUGUCUAUUUCGGCGCCAACGUCUGCAAAUCUUCCUGCGUCGCCGAGUGGUGCACCGGCCCCAAGCAAUGCAAACUGGACAAGCAACUACAUGCCGUCUCUAUCACCUAUCCUUAGUAUGAGUGUUAGCGAUAACUACGAAAACGGAAGCUCUCGUGGACGGCCACCAAGCCGAUGGUGGGAGACCGAUUCUCAGGGCGAACCGCGUAUGUUUGAGAGAUCCAAGAGAGAAUCCAAGUAUAUGGGAGUUCCAAAAGGUCGAUGGAUCGAAGAGGAGCAAGGGACGGGGGCUUAUGCUGUGGCAAGCGAGUAUGCAUCGUCGUCAGAAUACCCACCAGAGAAGACUGGAUGGCACGACCAAGGAGAUUCAUCAUCCUGGACUCCGCAGCCGUUGCGACUUUCUGGGAGUACACCCGGCGGCUCAAGUGCCUCUCCUGCAUCACAUAACAAGCCGGAUGCAUUGGAUGUCUCUCGACUUGUUACCAUGCCGCCACCAUAUCCUCGCCACUAUCCUGCUGUUAAUAACAAUCACCCAGAACUGACAGCCACACGGACUGCGGUGAGAGCAUUGGGUGAACUUUCAGAGAUCGACAACGUGAAGGAGAGAUUUGCAAUCGCGAGCUCCAAGCGCCGGGAAGAGUUCUCCAAGGCUGCUUCAGAGCGUCGACAGUCGCUGAUGGCUAACCUACAGAAAGAAAUCAGCUCCGGCAACAUUGGAUAUGCCGACGCCGCUGCCAUCGAGUCAGACUCUCAACAACAGGAGAGGGAUAAAAAGAAGGAACUGGAAAAGAAUGAAUACGAGCAGUUCCAGAACGAUGUCAUCCUUCCGCUGAACGAUCUCUUGACUGCUAAAAUUGCGAAAGCUGACGUGCUGUACAAAGACCUAUCAGAGCACCUCUUUGACAAUGGUCAAAUGGAUGCUGAUAUGCCUCAAGAGGAAGGAGACGAUCGACCUGAAUUGCUCGAGAAACUCACUCUAUUAAAAUGGAUUUUCGAAACCCGAGAAUCUCUACACAGAGCUAUUUACGACAUCUUAUCCGAUCGUAACACGCGCUAUUGCGAGGUAGUGCUUACACCUUACCGUCUUUCUGGCAAUAAUGAGAAGCUCAGGUCAGCAGAGGCAUUCUUCGCCGAGGAUGCGGCAAAGCGAGAAUAUGUGCUUGCCAAUGAGGUUCUGGAUCGUGCUCGACAGUUCCGAACCAUUGUUGACGAAGCUGUCGAGCGUGGAGUCGCGCUGCAGCUCUCGGCCUUUUGGGAUAUUGCACCGCCGCUGCGCCAGUUGCUUGACAGCAUUCCAGCAAAACUCGAUAGCUUCAACAUUCAGAUCCCGGCGUCUGAAUUUGACGAGAACCCAGCGUACCACGACCACCCGCUGCAGUAUCUUUACAGUCUUUUGAUGCACGCCGAAAAGAGCACAUAUCAAUUCAUCGAAUCACACACCAACUUGUUGUGUCUCCUGCACGAGGUCAAGGGUGCGGUGGUCAAUGCCAAAGCGAGGGUAUUGGAAACUCAGGUCACUGAAGCUGAUGGCUCCGCCAUCUGCGCUGAAGACCGUGAGCGAAGGGCCACCAGCAUGAGGCAGAGCGAAGAUCGACGACUGACUGAGGAUCUGAAGGAAAAGGUACGCCUUGUUCAAGAGCAGUGGAACAGUUCACUUGGCGAAGGUAUUAAGAGCGUCAAAGACCGUGCUGGUGAAUUGCUUCUGAGGACUGGUGGGUGGGAUGAGACGCUGGAAGAGGGAGCGGUGUUUUCUGGCGUUUAG